AUGUGUCCCCCAGUCAACGUAGGCCGUGGGGCCAAGGGCAUGUCCUGCCUCUAUGCGGAAUGGCUAUACCAGCUUGUCCACGGAGACCAGAUGAAGAUCUGCUUUGCUUGCUUCAAGGCAGCUUUCCAUGCAAAUAGAAGAUUGCUGGAGAUGGAAUACUUGGAAGGGAUACCGUUGCAGGAUAAGUCCCAGGAACUGUCAGAGGAAGAAUCUCAGCCUGAAGAUUCUGAGGAAGAAUCUGGGCCAGAGGAGUGGUCAGGGCAAAUCUGUGCAGGAUGUCUAGAACAUCUGUCUGAUAGCAUCAGUGACUAUUCAAAUCCUGGCUUUCUGAGUCCAGGCUCUGUAGGGUCAAAUCUGGAGCCUGAGGAAGCUGUACCCCUGGACCCAGGCCCCGAGGAUACUGACUGGAAUCAGCCCCUUCCCUGGAGAUUAGGUAGCUUCUAUCCCUGCCCCCACCAGUGCAUCAUCCCCCCUCUGUCCUUGUGGGAUGUUUUCAAUGUGGACCCAUAUCCUGAGCAACCUGUAUUGUUGGAGUUGAGCCCCCUCUGGCCCAUGCACAGUGGAGUAGAAUCUUGGUUGACAAGACUGGAUUUCAACUUGGUGUUGUAUGGCUGGGGUACCGCCUGCUACUUAAGGUCAAUGACUCCUUUAUGGGCUGUGAGAACCCAGGUCAAUCGCUGGCAGGUGUUGCUGGACCCUAAAAGCUUGUUGCGGGCCCGCCUGGAGAUUGUACCUCGAAAGCUGGACCUGGAACGCUAUCGACUGAGCGUCCUGGAGUACUCAUACUCAGGGCUGGGGUUAGAGCUGGUGCCUGCUGACUUCACCCUGUGGAAGGGCGGCUUCAAGGUGCACUCCUACCUGCCCUGGCACACGGACACCCCAGAGGAAUGGAGCUGGGAGCCAGAAGAGAGAUUGUUUGUCGAUGAUAUUUUUAUUCUGGAUGACUGA
Messenger RNA from Microtus ochrogaster (prairie vole), 948 nucleotides. Its product is annotated as testis-expressed protein 19.2-like. Lineage: Eukaryota; Metazoa; Chordata; Mammalia; Rodentia; Cricetidae. Gene Ontology annotation, cellular component: nucleus; cytoplasm. Gene Ontology annotation, biological process: placenta development; male gonad development; spermatogenesis. The record is from RefSeq and is a predicted model, not a curated record.